Trichomycterus rosablanca is the source of this 1190-nucleotide messenger RNA. RefSeq names its product cAMP responsive element modulator b (gene cremb). Bases 114 to 953 code for a protein of 279 amino acids. NCBI's taxonomy places the organism in Eukaryota, Metazoa, Chordata, Actinopteri, Siluriformes, Trichomycteridae. Gene Ontology annotation, molecular function: DNA-binding transcription factor activity, RNA polymerase II-specific; RNA polymerase II cis-regulatory region sequence-specific DNA binding. Gene Ontology annotation, biological process: regulation of transcription by RNA polymerase II. The transcript is spliced from 8 exons. The record is from RefSeq and is a predicted model, not a curated record. Gene Ontology annotation, cellular component: ATF4-CREB1 transcription factor complex; nucleus.
GAGGAAACCGGACCUCCCGAAGCAAACCCACACAGACACGGGGAGAACAUGCAAACUCCACACAAAGGACCCGGACAGCUCCAUCUGUGAAUUGAACACAGGACCUUCUUUCUAUGAGGCAACAGUGCUACCCACCGAGCCACCUGAAAAUAUCCAUGGAUACAAAAUUUGCUCAUGCACAAGUUCAGACCCAAAUACAUUUAUCCAGGACUACAGAUUCUGCAUUUCAACAGCAAGCGCUGGUGAGCCCUAGAAAUGAGAAAUGUCAAGUGGAUAUGUUGGACUUGAACAAGGAAAAGGUGUUUUUUUCUAAAUACCCCGACAGGAGAAAUUUUGGUUUAGAAAGACCUGUAGUCCCAAUGGUUGCAGACAGAUCAGAUGAAGGAGCUUCCUCAGCCAGUGCUCGAGUACCAGAUUUCUACAAUCCCGAAUUAAAACACUUUGGCAGUGUGCAGAUUGAUAGCAGCCAGCAGAGUUAUCAUACUUUCAGCAUGUCCACUUUAAUAAACUCACAGACUGGCGACCAGUAUGCCACCCAAUCUGGAAAUAGCAAUCAUCACAGCUAUGCUCCUUCUGACAAGGUGGUAACUCGAGGUACCACUGGAGACAUGUCAGCCUAUCAGAUGAGUUCUCCCAUGUCCAGCCUGUCUCAGGGUGUAGGGAUGGUGACGUCUACAGGCCCUCUGCUCAGCCCUCUACAAAGCUCUCUCCACAGCUCUCAGCAACUAGAUGAGGAGGCCUCACGCAAGAAGGAGCUCCGUUUGUUGAAGAACAGGGUGGCAGCCAAAGAAUGUCGACGACGGAAAAAACAGUACCUACAGUGCCUAGAGCAGCGACUUAGCAUGCUGGAGAUGCAGAACAAGAAGCUCAUGGACGAACUAGAGUAUAUGAAGGAGAUUUGUGCCAGGAAGUCCAGUUGUUGUACACAUGUUUGUGUGAAGAAGGAAAAAUAGACCAGCACAAGAAUGUUUAUAAGAUUUUUAUUACAUUUAUAUGUUUGUUUUUUUUCAAAUCCACAGUUUGUGAAGGUUACAUUAGAUUAUUAUAUGAUAAUAAAUGUGAUAUGGCAGCUUUUAGAUUUGCAGAGGUACUUUUAAAAUGAACAUUACUCUGGACUGAACACUAAACUUGUGCAUCUUUGUCUGUGUAGCUAAAACACAGAAUAAAUAUAUAUUUUGACACUCAUAAUA